Molecule: messenger RNA, 1393 nt
Organism: Trichogramma pretiosum
Lineage: Eukaryota; Metazoa; Arthropoda; Insecta; Hymenoptera; Trichogrammatidae
Product: ER lumen protein-retaining receptor-like
Exons: 3
Coding region: 520-1362 (280 amino acids)
Biological process (GO): protein retention in ER lumen
Cellular component (GO): membrane
Molecular function (GO): ER lumen protein retrieval receptor activity
Source: RefSeq, a predicted model, not a curated record
AGUUCUCGUGGCUACAUUACAUUACGAGCUGUCAUACGCUGUGAAAAAAAUCGCUGCAUCGGUCCUCUGCUAGUAUUAUGGUAAUGACAUGCGGAGCUGUUUCUGCUGUGGCUGGAUCAUAAGUUGACUGGACUCAUAGACGAUCAUGUAUCGCUUAUUUUGACGCGAGUCGUGUCAGGCGCGUGCACUCGCGUUAAUAAAGUGAUGGAGGCAGUAGCUCGCGCGCGAUCGAGACUUUUCUUAUAAAUCCAGUGUACACUUCAUCAUUAUCUAUAUCUUUGUGCCUACUUACUGGCACCUCGUGCGAUAAUUGUCUGAUAAGAGCGUUGUUAUAUUCGCACCACUCGUAAUUGAAAUAAAAAAAAACACAGUUUUAAUUCUGGCUGGCUUCUUAAUCGGUAUGCGGUAUACGUGCUGUGGAGGUGUGUUGUCUUCAGCUCAUUUUUUUCCGUGAAUUUUAAUGCUCGUUGAAAUUCCUGACAAAUAGUUAAGGCUCAAGAUCGAAAGCAAAAAGAAAACAUGAUUGCCGUUUACGUGAUGGCGUUGCAAGGAUUCGUCCUUGUGACGGUGAAAAUUAUCCUGCUUGUAUUCGCCUUGCUGGAAAACGAUAUUGCCGGUCUGAGUAGCAAAGCUCUAUCACUCUACUGUCUGGUUUACGCCACAAGAGUCAUCGAAUGUAUUUUGAAGACUGUGCCGAUGUUUUACACGCUUUUCGAGUUGUCGAUUUUCGGCUUGACUCUGAUUAAUACGAUCUGCGUGUCUUGGAAAAGCAUCCACCCCAAGAUCGGCGAGAUGCUCAAGAAACACGAUACAUUCAACGGCGAAUUGCUGAUCGUCCCUUGCAUGCUUCUGUCUUGCUACUUGAUCGACGUCGGCCGGUCCAUGGAUCCCAGCGUGAUUUUCUGGAAGUUCAGCUUCUUGCUCGAAGCCGUGGCUAUGCUGCCUCAGUACCACUUCCUCAAGCGACACAAGGGCCCGACGCCUUCGUGCGCCAGCGACUUUGUCGGGGCGAUGGCCAUCUAUCACUCGUUGACGAUCCUCAACACGGCCUAUUGCUUCUUCAACGCCAUCGCUUACGAGCCCCUCGGCGCCUACACCGCGCUCAUACACUUGUACUUUUAUAUGGAUUACAUCUGGAACGGAAAAUCGGACAAGGAACGAUUAGCCCGCGAUGAAGCCGACAAGAGCUCGCGGGUUGUGGUCGUUGUCGAUCGUAAAACAAGCGAUGACUCCAACAGCAAGAAAUCAAACGAGAGCUGUAAGCAUUACCAGGAAAUCGUGCUUGCACCAAGUUCACUCGAGGAUAACAGCCUGAAAUCCAAGUCUCAAUGCCCAGCUUGUAUGUGUAGUAAUCGAGAAUGAGCUGUAAUGUAACAAUCGAACAAACUCAAAA